Paramecium primaurelia is the source of this 135-nucleotide messenger RNA. Lineage: Eukaryota; Ciliophora; Oligohymenophorea; Peniculida; Parameciidae. The record is from the annotation of a GenBank genome assembly.
AUGGGCAGUUCUAUAAAUAUUAAGUUGGAUCAAUAAUUACUAUUUUUUAAUGUUAUUAUCUUUUCAAUGUGGAAUUAUUCUUCUUAAGUAGUGAUUUGUCAAAUCUCAUUGGUUUUCCAACUUAUUAAGGAUUGA